This is a messenger RNA of Fukomys damarensis (Damara mole-rat), 696 nucleotides long. RefSeq names its product lipocalin Cav p 3.0101. The record is from RefSeq and is a predicted model, not a curated record. NCBI's taxonomy places the organism in Eukaryota, Metazoa, Chordata, Mammalia, Rodentia, Bathyergidae. Bases 25 to 537 code for a protein of 170 amino acids. The transcript is spliced from 7 exons. Gene Ontology annotation, molecular function: odorant binding; small molecule binding.
AGAGGGAAAGGCAACUCCAAGAAAAUGCGGAUCCUCCUGCUGGCUCUUGCUGUUGGCUUUGCUUGUGCAGAUUCCCAAAUCAAUCCAGCAAGGAUAAAUGGGGAAUGGCGCAGCAUUGCCGAAGCCGCUGACAAUGUGGAGAAGAUCCAAGAGGGUGGACCACUGAGAGCCUAUCUCAGAUCACUGAACUGUUUCCAAGGAUGCCGGAAGCUCUCUGUCAACUUUUAUGUUAAGCUUAACGAGGACUGGCGUGAGUUCUCCGUCUUGAGUGAGAAGAGACCGUCAGACGGAGUGUACACCGCAGUCUAUUCCGGUCAGAACUUCUUCAACAUUUCUUCACCAGACGAUGGCAUCACAGUAUUUUCAUCCACCAAUGUGGAUGAGAAUGGCAGGAGAACACGCCUGUUGCUCCUUGGUGCGAGAAAAGACUCCCUGACCCAGGCUGAGGAAAGCAAAUUUAGGCAGCUGGCUGUGGAAAAUGGCAUCCCGGAGGAAAACAUAGUGAAUCUGGCUGAUUCAGACACCUACCCAAAUUAAAGGCGUUGCUUGGGUGUCCAAAGGGGAGGAGUAGUAGAAAUGUUAACUUCUCCAAGACACGCAAAUCGCCAAUAAGUAGCUGCAUGGUGCUCUUCUUUGCAGUUGCCUUUUCUUCUCACCUCUGAGGCCAGGGACCUGUCCCACGGUGGCAUCUAGACC